ACUCCAGAAGUAGCUCCUAGAAGCAGCGUGUGAGUUAGUGUGGUCUUUUGUUAGCUUCCACCAUGGCGUAUCGUGGCCAGGGCCAGAAAGUGCAGAAGGUGAUGGUGCAGCCCAUCAACCUUAUCUUCAGAUACUUGCAAAAUAGAUCUCGGAUUCAGGUGUGGCUUUAUGAGCAAGUGAAUAUGCGGAUAGAGGGCUGUAUCAUUGGUUUUGAUGAAUACAUGAACCUUGUAUUAGAUGAUGCAGAAGAGAUUCAUUCUAAAACAAAGUCAAGAAAACAACUAGGUCGGAUCAUGCUGAAAGGAGAUAAUAUUACUCUCCUCCAAAGUGUCUCCAACUAGAAAUGACUAAUGAAAUGAAAAAUUGUUGCGGAGCAAAUACAGUUUGUGUUUGUGAAAUAUUUUGUUGCGGGUAGUCCUUGAACAUUUAUUCAUAUUGUUUUGAGUACCCUUUUGUUAUUGCCAGACCACAAUGAAUGCUAUGUGAUUGUUUUUAUUAAAAAAUUUACAUUGUUCUUUCCAUCUGGUGGUAGAGACUUUUUUACACAGUGACACCAUUAGCUGUUGGUAUUUUAGUUUUCUGAAGAGUGGCUGUUAGUGGGCAUUUGCUUUUCACAGAGCCUGGUCUAUGGAUUCUUAAGGCAAAGAAUAGGAGUUCUAACUGACAGACAAGCUUCUGAUAUUGGGUAGGAGAGAACAGGAAGGUUCGCAAAAAUAAAGGCUGUUACACUAAUAUAUGUCUUCAUCAUCAAUUCUAAUUCUGGAUGCUGGAACACUACAAUACAUUCGGGACAUAACAUCUAUAGUAUUUCACAGAGUUACUGUGUGUUAAUUUUUUUAAGAUUUUAUUUAUUUUUAGAGACGAAGAGAAGGAGAAAGGAAGAGAAACAUCAGUGCAUUGUUGUUUCUCUCGUGCCUCCUGCUGGGGACACGGCCUGCAACCCAGGCAUGUGCCCUGACUGGGAAUUGAGCCAGCAACCAUUUGGUUUGCAGGCCCGCGCUCAGUCCACUGAGCCACGCCAACCUGGGCUGUUUGUUAAUUUUGUUACCACUAAGAGUAGACUGAGAAAUAUUUGGGCACAGGCAAAGAAUGAAAUGUCUUAAAAGUUUAUUAAAAAUAAGCUCUGUGAAGAGUUAACAGGAGGGAAACUAUGAGAUUGGUAACCUGAAAGAAGAUGACAAGCGUUAUGUUGGUUGGGAAAGCACCUGUCUCUUUUAAGCAUUUUGGUUCCUGCCCCAGUAACUGCUUAUUUCCUAAUUGAAUUGUGUGGACAGAUCUCUCCUUCCCCCAAUAUCUCAAGAUGGUUCUAGUUAGAAUUCUGUAAAAUGGUUAUGGGCAUCUGCUGUUAGAUAGGCACGAAGUUGAAUAAAUAUAAUGGGACAGGCUGGCAAACAAAACAAAUAGCUUCAAUACCACAUGCUAAGUGCUAUUUAAAUUGGAUCUUGAAAGAUGAGAAAGGCCUUCCUUAAAGUUCUGGUAGUGGAGCCCCAGCUGGUGUGGCUCAGUGGACUGAGUGCCAGCCUGCAAACCAAAGCGUCGCCAGUUUGAUUCAUAGUCUAGGGCACGUGCCUAGGUUGCAGGCCAUGUGCCCAGUAGGGGCCACACAAGAGGCAACCGCACAUUGAUGUUUCUCCCUCCAAUCCUCUCUAAAAAUAAAUAAUAAAAAAAUUUUUUUUUUAAAUUCCAGUAAUGGACAGUCCUACCAAGUACCAGCCAGGAAGGACCAAGAGGUCCAUUUCCUGCCUUUCCGAGUGCCUAUGAGGGAGAUAAUGGAACUUUUAUUUAAACUGGGUGAAAGAAACCAUUUGUGAGAAAGAUUGGUAGGUGAGUAUAAAAGUCUAGCUUAUAACUUGUCAUUCUAGGUGUUCUGCUAUUUGAACUUGUGCUUUUUUAGUAAUAUUUUUUUUAAAGAUUUAUUUUAUUUUUAGGGAGAGAAGGAAGGGAGAGAGAGAGAGGCAUCAAUGUGCGGUUGCUGGGGGUUAUGGCCUGCAACCCAGGAAUGUACCCUGGCUGGGAAUCGAACCUGGGACACUUUGGUUCCCAGCCCGCGCUCAAUCCACUGAGCUAUGCCAGCCAGGGUUUUUAGUAAUAUUUUUUUAAACAAAGGGCUGCUUUAGCGCUUAACAUUUGAGUUUGAAAUUCAUUGAAUUUGCAACAGCGUGCAAAGAAAAACAUUGGGCAGCAGAGGGAGUUACAGCCCUAAGACUGCUUCAGCCUUUCUGGUGAAAAGCUUUUUAAGAGCAGAGUAAAGACUGCAGCUUUCUUGGCACCAAAGUAGCUGGGAAAAAGAAUAAAAGCUGGAGCAGUA
Messenger RNA from Phyllostomus discolor (pale spear-nosed bat), 2308 nucleotides. It is a transcript of the gene SNRPE, whose product is annotated as small nuclear ribonucleoprotein polypeptide E. NCBI's taxonomy places the organism in Eukaryota, Metazoa, Chordata, Mammalia, Chiroptera, Phyllostomidae. The record is from RefSeq and is a predicted model, not a curated record. Gene Ontology annotation, cellular component: U2 snRNP; precatalytic spliceosome; U4 snRNP. Gene Ontology annotation, molecular function: RNA binding. The coding region runs from base 63 to 341 and encodes 92 amino acids. The transcript has 5 exons. Gene Ontology annotation, biological process: spliceosomal snRNP assembly; mRNA splicing, via spliceosome.